Molecule: messenger RNA, 4414 nt
Organism: Gaeumannomyces tritici R3-111a-1
Lineage: Eukaryota; Fungi; Ascomycota; Sordariomycetes; Magnaporthales; Magnaporthaceae
Exons: 5
Coding region: 649-4179 (1176 amino acids)
Source: RefSeq, a predicted model, not a curated record
CAGGAAUCAGGCCCAUGGUGACGAUCACUCGUGGCAUCGUAUCGGCUGCCCACCCAACCACAGCGACUGCACUGCACGCACGGCAGCAACGCCGUGCCCUGUUGUCCCGGCUUUCCCCUUUGGCUUCGUUUUUUCUCUCUUAUCACCCAUCGCCCGAUCGCUGUCUUUCUGGUCAUGUGCCAUCUCUUCCCGCGACGCUAGGAACUGUUUUGUUCUGGUGCCCGCGUUCUGUUGUUGUCUCGUCUUGUUGUCUGCGACAGGCGCCCCCCCUUUUUUUUUUUUGCUGUUUCUUUCUUUCCGCUUUCGUCUGCCACUUGCAGCCCGCCCAUCUCGUAAUCUAAUGUCUGCCGACCACGGGCGAUUCUGACCUCCGCGAGGGCCUCGACGACGCACGCCGUCCACGUCACCAGAUGUAUUGCGGGCUCCAGCGCCAUAUGCUCAUGUCGUGUGGAUUGCCAGCCACCGAAGCUUAGAGUGUGUGGCUCAGAGGGGCUCGGAGCGCAGGAGCCCUCCCAACCACGGGCAACGAAGAUCGUUCCCUGUUUCGCUCCUAUCUACCCGCCCGCCUCCUAGCCAUUGUCUCUGUAUCGGUCCCGCCCCAAAGAACGAAAGCCGUCCGAGGCUAGGCUAGCCGACCGAGCCGAGGCUAUGCUUGCGAUGGAUCACCCGAAAAGGCACAGGCUAUCCGAGAGCCUGCUAGGGUCCCGCUCACACUCGCGAAACACCUCCCUUCCACACCUGGAAACCGCCGUCGAGUGGAUCACGCCGUCGCCGUCGGCGUCGCCUCCGAAACUCGGCACGUCCCUGUCUACUCCGACCAUCGCGGCGCCCAGGAGGCGUAGCAUAAUCCGCUCGAUCCGCGCCCUGAGCAUCACCUCUCCCCCAAUUUCCCUAUCGCCGCCCGUCGUCGCCGUCUCCGCCCCCGAUGCGGGCGAGCUGUCGAUCCCCGGCUCGCGCUCGCCUAGGAUACUCAGAAAACAGCGGACCGCCUCGGUCGGGAACAUCACCAGCCUGCUAGGUCGUAGGGAGUCGUCUAGGUCCGACUUCAACCGCGGCACCUGCUCGCAGGAGACCACCUCGGUCUCCCAGAGCUCGACAAACAGUAUCGAUGGGAGGAUCCAGUGGGAUUUGCAGACGGUCAAGGGGGUCUUCAAGAUUAUACAGGAGCAUCAGUUCCGUCGGAAUGGGUUCGCAUAUCUGGUGGUGACGAGCGAUUACGUCGUCAAGGUUAAAACGACCGCCGACGUCCGCGGUCUCUUUCCCAGCAUCCCGUCUGACGUUGGCCCCGUGGCCUUGCCCGCCGGCGAGCGCUCCUCGAACCCCGAGGUGCUCCAGAUGAUCCCCAUUACCUCGGUGGUGUCGGCAUCACGAGCCGAGAGCUCGCGCCCUUAUUUCGGCCUGGAGAUUUGGUGGAAGUCGGUCCACUCCCUGGCGUCCUUCGGGGCUUGUCAGUUCUUCGCCGAGGAUCCGGACCAUAGGGACCUCGUGCUCGACAGCGUCCACGAGGCUAUCCAGGCCAAGGACGACGCCCACUUUGGCAUCCCCCGUGUCGCCUAUGAAAUCGAGGAGAAGCUGCGCGACAUCUGCCGUGGGGAAGAGCCUGGCUACUCCCUGCUGCAGCCCGAGAUAUUCCCCGUGGGCAUCAGACUUGCCGACAAUGUCAAGUGGGUCGAGAACGAGUCCUACUACUUUGCCGUCGGUAUCAAUCUCUGCUACUUUGUCAAGGUGACGCGUCCUUCGGAGAACAAAGCACUCGUUGUGAGCUAUGCCAAGUAUGGCCUGAUGAACCUCGAGUGCGUUCUUGGCUGUUGGAGUCCUCGGGAGGAUAGACUUGAGUUGAGAUUCCGGAAACCUCUCGAGACCAACCCCUCAUAUCUGCACAUGUCGAGUCGGUUCUACUACCAGAUAAUACAGACCCUGCUGAAGGCGGACGAGUUGCUACGGCCUGGUUGGCCAAGCUCUCUGCGAAGGACGCAGCUGUUCAGGAUCGACGACCUGCCGCCUCUGGGCGAGAAUGAAAUCAUUGCCAUGCCCGACGAGUAUGGUAGCAUCCACAGAACGCACAAGGCCUUCUGCGCGGCAUACGAGUGCGGGCAGGUCGAGUGGGAGAUCGGGCUUGAUGCCGCGUACGGCCCGGAGCUGCGCAUUCUGCCGCCAAAAGGGAAGCUUAGGUACGAGCCGCUCGAGUUGCUCGCCAUCAUGAGGGCAGCACGGUAUAACCACUGUAUCGGAUCCAUCUCAUUCCGCGGUGUCAGUCUGGUCCCGCUAUGGAACAAGUUUGACAGUGAUAAGCCGGCAUCGGUUGCGUACAUUAACCACGAUGGAACCAUGCUAAGCUCUGAGCUGUGCAAGCCAGUCCAAGGAGGCUCGAUCCUUGCUCAGGAGAUUCACGCCUUGGCCUUUUGUAUCCCUUCACUUCGGCAGAUGGACUUCACAGACUCGCUGCCUAACCUUCCCAGCCUGCCACACAAGCCUGAUGCCCAGGUUCUGGCUCCGAUAUUGAACCUGCUUGGUGUCGGCUUGACCAACUGCAAUCGGAUCUUGCUCAGUGGCUGCCCACUCGGGCUUGGCGAUGUGGCCUCGCUCCUCUCAUUUCUCAACCGGGACGGUCUGGAAGACGACGUCCCGCUGCAUCUUAUCCCAGGUCUGCAGGCAUUGGAUAUGUCCAGGUGCUCCCUGUGUAGUCAGGAGAUGUACCUGAUAGUUGAGGCGCUGUCGUCACAGGGACAUUCGCUGCAGCUUUUGGAUAUUUCGCACAACACGGGGCGCGUCGCUGCCGAUGCCGUUACCCGCUUCGUUGACUCCAUGUCCGACCUGCACAUUCUCAACUUGGCAGAUGCGGUAGUUGGUCCAGAGUAUUGCGCCCUAUUGCCUUACGAGAGCCUUGUGGCAUUCCAGAAUAUCCAGGAAAUCGACAUAUCAGGAUACAAGUUGUCUAUGGAUACCGAACGAGCCCUUGUCGGAUUCCUCGAGCAAAGAGUAGCUGCUGGGCGACAUGCCCAACAGCAGGGCGGCUUCCCCCCAAGGCUCAGGCAGCUGAGGCUGAAUGACUGCAGCAUAGACGGGUUCCAGGCCGCGCGCAUCCUCGGCGCCGUUUCCGGUCUUGAAGGGCUGCACCUGCACCUCGGCUCGAACCCUCUUGAGCGUGGCAUCGAGGCUCUCGCAUCUGCCAUCGCCCUGUGCUCCGAAGGGCGGAUCGGGUUGCACAUGGACAUGGUAGAGUUCCGGCGCGACGAGGCCUACGUGCGGCUCAUCCAAGCGAUCACCGUGUCCAAGCGGUUCCCGGUCGUGUCGCUGGUGGGCACGGCGCCCACGCCGCUGCCGAGCGCGACGUGCACCAACGCGGCGUGCGACGCGCUCGAGCAGCUGCUGGCGCAGAACCGCUCGAUCCGAUGGCUCGACCUAUCGGGCUACGUCGGUAAGCUCGACGACGGCCAGCUCGGGCGCGGGUUCGGGCGCGCCUUCACAGGGCUGAGCCGCAACACGACUCUGCGGGUUCUCGUGGUGCGCAACCAGAACCUGAGCACCGAGGUUGGCGGCCUGGGCUCGGGCGUGCGCGACAACACAACGCUGCGGCGCCUCGACCUCUCUGGGUCCGAGCUAAACCUGACGUCGCUUCUGUUCAUGCGCAAGGCCAUCACCGACAAUUGCGGCAGCCUGGUGCAGUUCCCGUUCAGCGCUGACCACCAGCAGAGCCUGCUGGACCGGGCCCUGCAGAACAUACCUGCGGCGGCCCGGGCCUCGGCGGGCAAGGACCUGAAGCAGGAGGUGCAGGGCGCGGCGGCGGCCAUCGAGGCGGUCCUCGCGCGCAACCGCCUCCGGCUGCUGCCGGAGCAGAGCGCCUCCCCCGGGGCGAAGGAGGAGAGCGACGCAGAUGAUGAUGAUGACGGCGACUCGGUCGAUGGCGAGGCCGGCAUGCUCUCGGUCAUGCUGGAUGGGGAGAAGACGAACGACGACGACGACGCGCAGCUGCUGUUUGGCGUAAAGAGGCGGCGGCGCUGGGACCGGCGCGUCUCGUCGGCCGACUUCCCGGUCGAGCCGCUGAUGAGCCCGUACAAGCUCAGUUUCGACAUCGGGCUGGGGCUGGGGCUGGGGCUGGGGCUCCCCGGCGACGAGGCCGAUCCGGAGUCGAGGAGCUCGUGGGAGAACUGGCACCUGACAGUGCCGGUGCCUUCUUGAUGUGUGUGUUGGUUUAUGUUUCCUCGGUAGAUGUGGAUGGAUUUUUGUUUUAUUUUCGAGGUUUUAUUUGUACUCGCGCCUCGUUCCUGGUUACAUUUUUCUCUGUUUUGCUUCUUUUCCUUUCAAGUUCCGGACAGAUAGACCAAGCCAAGCGCAAGAUACCCAUCAAAAUUAACAUUAUUUAAUACACUUCCGCGGGCAAGGCGCUCCCUCUCUUUGCCCUCACUACCGCCGG